Leucoraja erinaceus (little skate) is the source of this 11769-nucleotide messenger RNA. RefSeq names its product NT-3 growth factor receptor-like. Gene Ontology annotation, biological process: protein phosphorylation; regulation of phosphatidylinositol 3-kinase/protein kinase B signal transduction; positive regulation of kinase activity. Lineage: Eukaryota; Metazoa; Chordata; Chondrichthyes; Rajiformes; Rajidae. The coding region runs from base 361 to 2799 and encodes 812 amino acids. The record is from RefSeq and is a predicted model, not a curated record. Gene Ontology annotation, molecular function: transmembrane receptor protein tyrosine kinase activity; neurotrophin binding; neurotrophin receptor activity. The transcript is spliced from 17 exons. Gene Ontology annotation, cellular component: plasma membrane; signaling receptor complex; axon.
CCCCCCCCGUCAGUUGGUGCUCGGGGAGGGGGUUCAGCUUCAACCUUCCCCCCUCCCACCUCUCCAUCACCCAUCUUCCCUCCCUCCCUGCCACCACCUCCUCCCCGCUACCCCUCACCCUGCUCGCCAGCAGAAGACUUUAUCUCGCUCUCUCUCUUCUCUCAACGCCGAAGGAACUAAUUAAUGUGAGCGGCUGGACUAGCGAGGCGACGGAUGGAAGAAUGUUUUGAAGAAGGGGGGGAGCCGUUCUCUCCUGUCUGAUCCUAUCUGCCACCCCCCAUCUCUCCCCCCUGUGUGUGUGCGAGAGGGUGAGCCGCUGGAGAAGGCUCGGGAAGAAGCUGCAACACUUUGAUAGUGACCAUGACGCGCUGGGCUGCACCGCCGUCUCGGGGAAUUCUGUGGAGGAUUCUGUGGCUCUCCUGCAGUUUGCAAAACUGUUUCUGGGUCUUAGGCUGUCCGGGAAACUGUAAGUGUAAGAUCAGCCAGAUUUACUGCAACCAACCUGACAAUGUCACCAUCUUCCCCGUCUUGGACCUGCAAGAGAUGGCGAACGUCACCGAGAUCCACAUUGAGAAUCAGAAAAGCCUACAGACUUUGAAUGCGUUGGACAUGGAACCUUACAUUGGACUGCAGAAUUUGACCAUCAUAAAUUCUGGAUUACGGUCGAUUGCACCAAGAGCCUUUGCCAAAAACCCUCACCUUCACUACAUUAAUCUCUCGGGCAAUCGCCUCAUCAGCUUGUCUUGGCAGCCAUUCAGGACUCUUCGACUCUCGCAGCUGGUUUUGGUGAGGAACUUGUUCAACUGCAGCUGUGACAUCCGCUGGAUCCAGCUGUGGCAGGAUGCGGGUGAAGCACAGCUGGGGCAUCAGCUGCUCUACUGCCGGAUGGAGGCGACUACCAUCCUCCUCUCCCACAUGAACGUCACGCAGUGCGAGUUGCCAGAAAUCAGCGUGAGUCACAGUAACUUAUCGGUGAAGGCUGGAGAGGAUGCGGUGGUGACUUGUAACGGAUCAGGUUCUCCUCUCCCUGAUGUGGAUUGGAAUGUCACGCACGUCCACUCCAUUGGUAUCCACCAGACCAACAACAACCUGACCACGGUCUCAGCUGUGAACCUGACCCUAUUUAACAUCGACCCAGAGGACAACGGCAAGCUGCUGACAUGCAUCGCGGAGAACGUGGUGGGGAUGACGAACGCCUCGGUGCUCCUGCACGUUCACUAUGCUCCUGAUAUUGUGGAGCUGACAGAGCCCGAACAGCGACACAUGCACUGCAUUCAGUUCACCGUCUAUGGGAACCCCCUGCCCACCAUUCACUGGCAGCACCAGGGCCGCAAGCUGAACGAGACGGACUACAUCAAGACCAACGUGUACGAGGACACCAAGGACUGGCUGCAUGGCUGCCUGCUCUUCGACAAGCCCACGCACUACAACAAUGGCAACUACACACUGGUGGCUGAGAACGAGCUGGGCAUCGACACGGACACCGUCUAUGCUCACUUCCUGGGCGUGCCCUUCCCCGAAAUUCUGGAGAAUCCCUUUUAUGUGCCAUCGUUUGAGGUGACGACAGGUCCUCCUGUCAGUGUGACACACAAGCCUGAGGGAGAUAAGUUUGCCGUCUCCAUCGCCGUUGGACUGGCUGUCUUUGGCUGCUUCCUCCUGCUCAUCCUCUUCAUCAUGUUCAACAAAUAUGGACGCAGAUCCAAGUAUGGAAUGAAGGGCCCAGUGGCUGUGAUGAGCGGCGAGGAAGAUUCCGGAAGCCCCCUCCACCACAUCAACCACGGGAUAAUCACGCCCUCGUCUAUGGACAUUGGACCUGACGCCGUGGUGAUCGGGAUGACCCGCAUCCCAGUGAUUGAAAACCCCCAGUAUUUCCGACAGACCCACAGCCUGGGCAAGCACCCGGAGACAUAUGUACAGCACAUCAAGCGAAGGGACAUCGUUCUGAAGCGAGAGCUGGGCGAAGGAGCGUUUGGGAAGGUUUUCCUGGCUGAGUGUUACAAUCUGAGCCCAACCAAGGACAACAUGCUGGUGGCCGUAAAGACAUUGAAGGACGCCACUGUGUCAGCGCGGAAAGACUUUCAGCGGGAGGCCGAGCUGCUCACCAACCUGCGGCACGAACACAUCGUGAAGUUUUACGGAGUGUGUGUGGACGGUGACCCUCUCAUCAUGGUCUUCGAAUACAUGAAGAACGGAGACUUGAACAAGUUCCUGAGGGCCCGCGGUCCGGACGCCAUGAUUCUGGUGGACGGACAGCCACGGAUGAAGGGGGAGAUGACCAUUGCCCAGAUGUUGAACAUCGCCACGCAGAUCGCCUCGGGCAUGGUGUACCUGGGCUCACAACACUUUGUACACAGGGACCUGGCCACUCGCAACUGCCUGGUCGGAGGGACCGUGCAGGUCAAGAUCGGAGACUUUGGAAUGUCAAGAGAUGUCUACAGUACCGACUAUUACAGGGUGGGUGGUCACACCAUGCUUCCCAUCCGCUGGAUGCCUCCUGAGAGCAUCAUGUAUCGCAAGUUCACCACUGAGAGCGACGUGUGGAGCUUCGGAGUCAUCCUGUGGGAGAUCUUCACCUACGGCAAACAGCCCUGGUUCCAGCUUUCCAAUAAUGAGGUGAUUGAAUGCAUCACGCAGGGACGCGUACUGGAAAGGCCGAGGGUUUGUCCCAAGGAGGUCUAUGACAUCAUGCUGAGGUGCUGGCAGAGGGAACCCCAGCAGAGGUUAAGCAUCAAAGACAUUCAUCAGAUCCUGCAAGCUCUGGGCAAGACCUCGCCCAUCUACCUGGAUAUUCUAGGGUAGUGGACCAAGUGUCUCGGCCCCUCCUGAAUGUACCUAAUCCCAACAGUAAACUACGGCUUCAUUUGGGAAAUUCAAAAAGUGAAGUGCCUGCUGUAUAUAAAAUGUACAGUUGUUUCUGAGGCGAUUUUCCUGGUACCUGCACACAGAAGGUUGCUGCAAGGAAGAGGAGUUUGGGUUCCAAACAGCAUCGCUCCAGACCUGUGAAACCUUGGCACACCUCGCCCCCCCCACCCCCCCCUGUCAAUGUGCUCAAGGCCUGUGCAAAGUCCACCAACCCAUUGAGUUCACCCAACCACCAAGCUCGGCCCACAGGAGUGUUUGAACUGGGCACGCGGCCUGAUGUUACUCAACAUCAACUCCCUCUUUGUUCUCAUGCUUCAUCUGGUGAGCAGGUCUGGUGUGCAGCUCGUCUCCCGUCGGAAGUGGGGUGGGGGGGGGGGGGGUACGAAUUCGGAUCUGGAAGGAAUUAGCCUCAACAGGCAUUUGGGCGAUCAUUCCGAGUUCUCUUCCAAAGGAUCAACAGUGUUUGGAACUCCUUAAACGUUUCGGAGGGCAAUCGUACGAUCGGAAAGAAGGUUUCCACAAACCAGAGAGAGUGCAGCAGGAUUGCUACCCAACAAUUCCUUGGGAUACUGAGCUACAAGUGUCUGAGGCAGGUGCCACAGUGGUUGCAUAUGUCGACAAAUUGCUUGGUGUAGAUUGAACCGCCUACUGUUCUGGCCAGUUCUAUGUACCUUUUGUCAACCAAUUGUUACUUUAAAGUUAUUGUUAUCAAUCCCAGUUGUACGCUACAGUUAUGAUGCUUUAAACAGCUCAGUGCAUUAUCCAUCUGUAUAUUUAUACGCAAAUGUUUUCACUUUAUUUUGAUUUCUAAGCUAUAAAACGCAGCAGAGUUCUUUUUUUUAAAGAAGUGAACUCCGCGUUGAUAUUGUGAAUAGGUCACACCUUUGACUUCCUGUAUGACAGGUCAAUGAGUGGUGAGUUACAGACAUUCCCUGCUUCAGGAGAGGGCCAUUCAGUUGCAACUGUUAUCCUUCAAGUUGCCGGUGAAGAGCCUGCAGAUGUAUAUUUGAUAUACAUUGGAAGUUCUUCCUGCAGAGCCUGUGAUGAUCCUGAAGUAAUGGUCGAUGGAUGAGGGCAGACGGAGACUGGCUUGCCUGGUAGACUGGAGCCCAUCACCCAACACCGUGAUCGACAACCACCUUUGAAUCAUGUGGUCCUCGGAGGAGGAAGGAAGCAGCUCCAUGGAGUAACGGGGAUGUUUUAUGAUCCACCCAAAUGGCUGUUCAUGGUGCAGUCAGAUGUCCUCGGGUUAGAUCACACAAAUCUCUCACUGAGAAUGGAAGCAAGAAGUCUCCCUGACACAACAAUAAUGUUGGGCAUCGGUCUACUGAGUAUCAACGAGACUGGCCAGUCUCUCCUUCAUAAGCAAGGCUUGCAGAUGAUGCGAGCAUAAACUGAUGUUUCACAGAAGCACCUCUAAUCCCUUCUUUCCAACCGCCAAUGUGCAGUCUGGGGAUGAACGAUUGUUUGACUGUUGUGGUCUAAUGUCAAAAGCUGUGCCAACUGUGAAUCUAACCAGAUAGUGUCUGAGUACAAGAACCUGUGUACAGAUAAGAGUACUGGAGUGAACUUUAAAUUCUGGAGGGUAUCACUGUUCUUCAGGCUUGCUGUAUUGUCUGCUGCUGUAUACUUUGCGAGUGGUAGCUUUGUACCAAGAAAUAGAUGUGCUCUGAUAGACUUAACGAGUGAAGGACGGAUGUGGGAGCCCAGAGAUGACGGGACUGGAUGUAAGUCAUGGGAUACAGUGUGCCUGUAUUAGUAGCCUCGUUCUCCACUUCUUCAAUGACCCUGCUUCUUAUAUUCAAACUUCCUCUUCUACAAUUCAUGUUCGUACUAAAAUGGAGAGACAGUGAAGUCAUGGUCACUAAGCCAAUCCUAUUCCCCAUUGACAUGGAAUUUCAUCAAACUGUCAAAUUUGUAAAACCAGGAAAAAGAUGUGACUACUGCUAAAAGCCCACCUGGCCAACACAACAUCCACUGGAUCUCCACCCUAUGCACCAAUUCAACAAGCAGAUGGGAACACGGAACAAGUGGCAGUGGCUCCAGUUUACACUGGUCACCUGUUGGACAAUCAGAGCUGCACAGUGUAUCCUCAUUCUCAGCCACUUGUAUUACUGGUUGGCUUCAAUGGCACUCUGUUAAGACCUGGAGCCGUGGGGAUCCUAUGUUAACUUCUAUCUUUAUGUUCUUAUUCCAGACAUUCCUUUAAUUUUGUUGUCAUGUUGCUUGCUGAGGAAGGGAAGCAAGCAGUUGGAAUAAUAUUCUGUUGCCAUAUAUACACCUCCAUUAUUCCCCAUGACCUACCGACCAAGAUUAAACGAGAGCUGGCAAAUGAUGCCAGAAUGACUCACACUUUGGGACUGGGAAUGUGAAUGGCAACUCAAUUGGAUCAACUUGACAAUGACAUGGUGUUGACACUGGAAACAUGACCACCAUUAAGGCAGCCCGAUGCCUGAUGCCCUAAAGUAACACGGAGACAAAAAUGCCUCUGAGCUCUAGUAUAGCAUAAUCACAGAUGGGAUUGGGGAAGGGUUCUCUUGGUCUGUACCCCUUGCUAAGUUGUAUUUUGUAAUUGUGUUAGACUGAUCAGAGUCAAUCUCCGUCAAUAUAUUUACAAUAAUACUAUUAUUAGUAUGUCCAUCCCAGGUGUGUAACCAGGGCUGAAGAAUAGUCAUGCGUCAGCAGAAAUGCCAGUGAUGGAGAGAUGGCAUCUGACGUGUCUUUACUUCAGGGCUCGGUGUGCCAAGAGCAGUGGGCAAUUAUUGUUAAUGUUGCCCCAGAUGUGUGUAUCUGACUGGAAAUUGCGAUCCAACAAUGAUCCAUCAAGGCACAUUUCCCUUGGGGAUGUUAUGAUCAAGUAUUGCCAUUCCAGAUGAGCAGUUGGCUGGGAUUCACAUGGAAGACUCAGUAAUUAAGGGCCCUAUUGUCCCACAUUGGCUGAAAUCCAACAACAUAUUCCAUCACCUGCCAUCUGGGUGCUUCUCUGUAAAUCUGAUUCUGAUUCAAAGCAGGAAAGUUAAAGAAAGUUUUGCAAAAAUAUGAAAUGUCAAGAAGUGCUUUGCAUCGCAGGCAUUCGGCUGAUUCAACCCACGGGUCAACUAAACGUGGAUAACAAAGCUGUUCAGGUUUUUGCUGAUCAGAUGGACAAUGGAAAGCUGUAGAGAAGGGGGCUUCACAGUGUCAUGGCACUUACUAAUCAAUAAACAACUGUGUUCAAAAGAGAGAGUCACUGCCCACUAACUCCAUUCUAUUUAUCUUCAUUGCUGUAAACAAAUCUCACAUCUACAACUAAAGCAAAUCUCCGUGAAUCACAUGGUUAGUGGGGCAUUAGUACGGGUGUCAGGGGUUAUGGGGAGAAGGCAUUAGUACGGGUGUCAGGGGUUAUGGGGAGAAGGCAUUGGUACGGGUGUCAGGGGUUAUGGAGAGAAGGCAGGAGAAUGGGAUUGAGAGGGUAAAAUAGAUCAGCCACGAUUGAAUGGUGGAGUAGACUUGAUGGGCCGAAUGGUUUAAUUCUGCUCCUAAGAAUUAUGAACAUGAACAUCCCAUCUGCAUGAGGAGAUUGUGGGAAAAGGAAUGUACAUUCACUGUUCACAUGGCCAGCAAGCUUGUUAGUGGAUGACCUCUAUUACAUCCAAGACAUUCAAAUAUCAUGGUCUAAUGAACCACAUGAGGUCAUUGUCCCAUGAGGGGGGGGGGGGGGAGUGAUCUGGAACUAUGUUGUGCAGAGUUCAAACAUGAGAUGACCCGAUUCUCAAGUUUAAAAGGGUAAAUUGCAGGAACAUCAUGCUGCACCUGCUGAAUUUCUCCAGCACUUUUGUCUGCCUUCGAUUUUCCAGCAUCUGCAGUUCCUUCUUAAACAGGAACAUCAUCCCCUUGGCUGGGGAGAUUAAAACCAGCCAGACUGACUCAGAAUAAGGAAGCAGCUGUGCCUGGGACAUAGAUAAAUAGAUGUUUCUUCACCCACAAGAUAUCAAAUCAAGAGUGUUUUAUUGCUAUGUGUUCCAGUCAGAACAAUGAAAUCCUUACUUGCAGCAGCACAACAGAAUAUGUAAACAUUGUACUCUGUAAACAAUAUAACGAACAAGAAAAAAGAUUGUGUGUGUAUAUAUAGUUGUAUGCAUACUUACGCAUACACAUACAACCCUUUUUUUCCUGUUUAUUCUACACACAAACACACACACAUAAAAACAACCUAACAACCAAUAAUAGUACAAAAUGACAAAACCAAUGCCCCCAAGUCUAUGUAGUUCAGAGCUUAUUUGGAGGUUGUAGUGUUUAAUGACCUGAUGGCUAUAGGGAAGAAGCUGUCCCUGAACGUGGACGCUACAGUUUUCGGGCUCCUGUAUCUUCCACCCGCUGGCAGGGGUGAAAUGAGAGUGUGACCGGGGUGGUGUGGGCCUCUGAUGAUGCUGGCUGCCUUUCUGAGCCAUGGUGGGGAGGUGAGAACCUGUGAUGGACUGGGCAACGUUCACCACUUUUUGCCUUAUUCUUCACUCCUGGGCGUUUGAGUCGCUGAACCAGAAGAAUCCGAAUUCUCAGUCACUUCGCAGGCAUUGGCGUUUACAUAAUAAGGAAUCCAGGGAGAUGGUAAUAGUAUAGGAAGACAGAUGAGCCAUGAUCUUAUUGCAAGGCAGUAUUGGCUCAGAUGACCAAAUGGUACACGGGUGGAAAUAUUUGUUAUGUUCUUAUUAUAACAUGAAAGCAUUGUAUAAUCGCUGGAACCUAUAGCGCAUUCCCACCUCCUCCUCCCAAUACUGCACCUCACAACCAACCACAUGUAGGCAGUAGGUAUAUUUCUACCAUUACCCCAAUCCCCUCUCGCCCGACAAUGUACUUGUCUCCUUUACCACACACCUUUUUGAACAAACGUUUGAUUUCCCCAUCCGACAUCUCCCUUUCCCAAAGUCCAUUUAAUCUGAUUCUGCCUCUGUGAAGCACCAUGAGACAUUUUUCUAUGUUAAAGGCUCUAUAUACUUGCAAGUUGUUGAUAAUGAUUUAUGUGAGUGAAUUAUAAAGUCAUAUGUGGGCAUGAGACCAUUUUUACCAUUAUUAUCGGGCAAACAGUGGCCAUGUCAAAUAAAGUCAUUCGGUUUCUCUUCACUGUCACACUGAACUUCCGAACUCUUUAUUUCCCUGUCUCCUUCGCUCUCUCUAGCUGCCUCCUUCUCCAUUUCUCUCUUUGAAAGUAAGGAUACUGUUGAGGUCUGAUGCUACCAUUCAGACCAAAGGGAUGUCGGGUGCCAAGGUGAUAACAGAGAGGCCCUUGUUUGAAAGAUACUGAAAAUCUGAAACAAAACUACUGAAUUUCUUAGUAUCCAUGUAUUGAAGUGAAUGUUAUGGGGAUGGAAGCCAUGUAUUACCCAUGUCGAAUUGCCCUUGAUAAGAUGGUGGAGCAGCUACCUUGAAGUGCUCCAGCCCCUCUGGUGAAGGUGCUCCCUCAGUGCUGUUGGGUGGAACGUUCCUGAACCCAGGGCAGUAGCAAUGAUAUAUGGUACAAGUCAGGGCAAUGUGUGACUUGCAGGGAAGCUGGUGUUCCCAGGUAUUCCUAGAGUUCUCUGGUGCUUCCUGUCAUUGUCUGGACCAAAGGCCUAGUGGUACAAGUUCAGAUCCCAUCAAGUCAACUGGGGAAUUUAAAUUCAAGUUAAUUAUAUCAGCUGAUUAAUGUUUUUAACCAAUGGCCUGGAUGUUGUCUUCAAGUUCAGGAGAUCAAGGUGAGUGAGGAGGUCUCACACUUGCUUGCAGUUUUUGCUGGCCACCAAGUGGAGCAGCGGCAGAGUUGCUGCCUUACAGCGCCUGAGAUCCAGGUUCGAUCCUGACCAUGGGUGCUGUAUGUAUGGAGUUUGUACGUUCUCCCCAUGACCUUGCAGACUCGGUAGGCCGAAGGGCCUGUUUCGGCAAUGUAUCCCUAAAUUAAACUAAACCUCAACACAGGAGCAGAACUUUGUUCAAUUCAAUUAGGAACACUUGGAUGGACCGAGAUAAGUUUUUGUUUCAUGUUUAUUUAAUAAUUUCUUUCUUGGGAGGUCCUUAUUUUGCCAGACUCUCCUCCUGUAAUUGCUCCACCACCUGCUUGUCCACAAGCCCCUGAUAACUUGGAGGGUGUCACUACAGCAAACAGAGCUGGUUUAGAGCAAAGAGCUAAUUCUGUCAGAUUUGCACUGGAUUAGCAUUGUGUUAACUUGUAAAUCAAUACAAACUCAAAUCAUUCACCAUUCGCCUCAACAUCCAAGCCAUUGCUGUUGAUAAUGGUGAAUAUGCAAUUGUUGCUGAACUGUCUAACCAAUGUUCUCCAAGGACGGGAAGCACUGGUAUAGAACACAAAGUGCUGGAGUAACUUAGUCAGCAUCUCAUAGAAUCACAGUCAUCGAAUCAUACGGCGUGGAAGCAGGCCCUUCAGCCCAACAUGCCCACGCCAACCAACAUGCCCAUACCAACCAACAUAUCCGAUUUACACUGGUCUCACCUGCCUGCUCUUGGCCCAUAUUUCCCAUCUCUGGAGGACAUGGAUAGAGGACGUUUCAGGUCAGGACCAUCUUCAGGACCCAUUUCUGGACCUUGCCUUCUGUCACCUAGACAUUGAGUCCAGGCACACUGCAGAUUCGUUGCUCAUUCCCUCUGGAAAGUUCUGGAAAGCUCACUCUUGCACCAAGCAUUUUUUAUCUCAGAGUUUAGAAUUUAGAGAUACAGCAUGGAAACAGGCUCUAGCACCCACCGAGACCCCACCCACCAGCACACUGACACUAUCCUACACACACUAGGGACAAUUUACAAUUAUACCAAGCCAAUUAGUCUACAAACCUGUACAUCUUUGGAUCGUGGGAGGAAACCGAAAAUCUUGGAGAAAACACACGCAGGUCACGGGAAGAACGUACAAACUCCGUACAGACACCACCUGUAGUCGGGAUCAAAUCCGGGUCUCUGGCACUCUAAGGUAGCAACUCUACCGCUGUGCCACCUUGCCACCCAAGAUAUCUCAAGAUAUAAAUUUGGUCAUAUAUUUGACAGGGCAUUCAGAUCACCUGCAAAAUGCUUCCAGCCCUUUAUUUUCUUACUUCUGAAGAUGUACAGAUGGGAGAUGAAGCACCCCAGGACAUUCCUUGCUGAGCAUCCAGGAGAUGACAAACUAACUCACUGAAGAUCAAUCUCACCAUUGUGUCUGGAGUGUGUACUGGACACCAGGAAUGCUGCUACUUAUGUUUGGCAAAUCUUUCUGAUUUUGACGAUUUUGUAUCUUAUUAGUUGUGACUUGCACGAUCUUGUUUGAUCACAUUGAAAUUCUUUGUCUCUCUCCCUUUCUGGAUUCUAUUUAACAAUGAUUUGCUCUGAGCAAAAUGACCAGAAGAGUCAAGUUUCAGGUUUCAUUGCCACAGAAGAUCAUGGAGGCCAUGUCAAUGGAUAUUUUUAAGGAGAUUGAUCGGUUCUUGAUUAGUACGGGUGUCAAGGGUUAUGGGGUGAAGGCAGGAGAAUGGGAUUGAGAGGGAAAGAUAGAUCAGCCAUAAUUGAAUGAUGGAGUAGACAUGAUGGGCCGAAUGGCCUAAUUCUGCCGCUAGAACUUCCUUCCCCCACUAAAGGACAAAAAGGAAAAUAAAAACUACAUUUAUUUAAUCAAGAAAGAAAUACAGGAUCACAAGUGAUAUCACACAGGCCAUUAGACUGCAAAGGCAGCAUUCACUGGCACUGUUCUAAAUUAUAUCUCAUCCCUCACAUAAUAAAGUUUUACUGUUGUAGAAUAAAUGUGAUUUAGGGCCGAUCGGAGAAGGCAGAUGGGUCCCGGCAAUUUCCGUCUCAAAACUGAUGGGCUUUUAUUGGAGAAUCUAGGAGAGCUGACUUAACAGUGUGUGUGUUGUGUAGAUAGAUCAAUGUCGUGAUGCAGCUGGACUUUAUUGGUCAAGGUUACUUGCAGAACAGCAAAGGCCACAGCAAACCGCCGGCUUUAAGAUGUGCAACUCGAGGGAGAAAUGUCGCCAUUUGAAGUGGAUCAGAAUUAAAGAAUGAUCUCUCCUUUAUAAAGCAAAUUACUUCAAAAAUAAAAGUGGCGCUUUGCUAAUCGUACCAGAUAUUUAGACCCAUGUUGAUUUGACCCGUCAGAUUUUUAGUCCAUUGCUGAUGCACAUUAAAAGUAAUAACAUGAAUAAAUCCCCCUGAACGCAUUCCCUGACUGCAUUUCACAUUUAGUUUAAGUUUAGUUUAGGGGUACAAUGCAGAAACAGGCCAUUCUGCCCACCGAUACCACUCCGCCCAACAAUCCCUGCACACUAACAAUAUCCUCCACACACCAGGGACAAUUUACAAUUUUACCAAAGCCAAUUAACCUACAAACGUGUACAUCACUGGAGUGUGGGAGGAAACCGGAGCUCCCGGUGAAAACACACAAAGAUCAUGGAGAGAGCAUACAAACUACAUACAGACAGCACCCAUGGUCAGGAACAAACCCAGGUCCGUAAGGCAGCAACUCUACUGCUGCGCCACCGUACCACCCUUAGUUAUAUGUUUGGGCAUUUUAGCUCCUCAAGCCAAGUGGGCAUAUGGAACGAGCUGCCAGAGAAGGUAGUUGAGGCAGGCACUGUAACAGCAUUUACCACAUAGGACAGUGCAAGAACAGGCCCUUGGGCCCACAAUGUCUGUGCCAAACAUGGUGCCAAGACCAUCACUUAGCUGCAUACACAAUACCAAUAUUCCUCAUUCCCAGCACACCAAAGAUUUCAAAAUACCAAUAACGUUUCUGCUUCAACCCACCACCAUGCGGCAGCAUGUUCCAGGCAUUCACCACACAAUGUGUACACCUCAUUUUGCCCCUCCCACCUUAAAGCUAUGUCGUCCAAUCUAAUAAACACUUGAACAGGUACAUAAAUAGGAAAAGUUUAGAGGGAUAUGGGUCAAUAGUGGGCAAAUGUGACAAGCUUAGAU